UUCUCUUCCUUCUGAGCUUGGAUUUGUGUUCCCCACCUCUAGGCGAAUUCAUCCAUAGUAGGAAUUGUCUUUUGCUGCUCCCAUGUGUGAGGGGUGGCCGUUGACCUUGGUUGCAACCGUUCAUCUUCUUUCCCAAUGAACUUCUCUCGUAGGUCUUGAAUUCUUCUUCUUUAUGGGUUCUAGCAAAGCUCAGAGUGGGAAGCCUGGAGCUACCGAGCAUUGUCGCUGUUGAGUUGAAGGAGAAGGAGAUGGACCAGGCUUCUUCCUUCACUUCUGAGACAUCACCUCACCAUGUGGAGGAGGUUGCGGAUACUGCUGGCCCGGUGGAGAAGCCUACACCAGCAACCCCCCAUGUGCUCGACAUUUUGCCCCAACUAGUGACCUCAACUGCAAAGUCAGUCACUUUUGCUGAUCUCUUCAAGGGAAACAGAGAUCCUGAUCAAGGUAUGAUGUUGAAGCACUAUGAUGUUGGUGAGGGAAUCCUUCGCAUUCCAUAUUCAAUUAUCAAGCCUGUUGAAGACAUUUGGGGCUUUUGUCUUGUGGGCAGUUUUACUGGGCGUUUUCCUGGCCUUAAAGCUGUUGGUGCCAUUGUUAAAAGCUAGAAUAUCCCUGUCGAAUCAUACCCCACUUUAAGGGUUGGGUGGUGCUUAAAUUUGAAAAUGAUAAGGACAGGUAUGAAGUGUUGGGAAUGGAGAGGAGCAAAGCUUAUGGAAAAGGGUUUAGGCUCAAGAUACCCUCUCAUGGGUUCAUGUUUGACUUUGCUAAAUUCACCACUUUACCUGUCUGGAUCCAACUCCACAGUCCCCAUGCAGUUGUGGUCAGAAGAGGGUAUUGGGAUGCUGGCCUCUAAAGUGGGAAAACCUCUUCGUACAGACCUGGUGACAAAACAACUUGGUAAAAGUGGUUUUGCAGGGUGCUUGUUGAAGUGGACUUCUCCAAAGAACCAGUAACUAGCUUUGAGGUGGAAUGUAUGGGGAAAAACUAUGUUUAGACAGUGGAGUUCGAGGAGGAGCCUAAAUACUGCUUCCACUGCCUUACAUGGAACCAUAGACCAUUCAAUUGCAGAGUUUUGGAACAAAAGAAGAAGAAGGAACUGAAUAAGUUGGUGGAAAACAUAACCCCUCCAGUGCAAACUAAGGGUGCUCCUAAUGAAUGGGCUCCUACUGGCAAGAGAAAAGGUAUUGGUUACAAUGAGCCAAAAGGGGGUAACAUUCCCUCCUCUUCACAUACUGCUAGGGAAGUGGAAGUGCCUUUUAAGGCUGGGAUUGGUGUUUUGGGUAAGGCCCCUGUCAAACCUGGGGAUGUUGGGGCUGGUCUGGAGAACAAGAAGAAGAAUGGGCAGGAUGGUGUUCUUGCUGGGAAACAACAUGAUCAUAAGAAGGGAGGCAAGGGGCUAGGCCCCCCUCAUAGAUGAAGGUCCUUUGUUGGAAUAUUAGAGGCCUAAAUAGGUCCUCUAAACAAAACUUUUUGUGUAAAUACUUUUUGGAACUUGGUGUCCAUUUUGCUUGCAUUUUGGAAACAAAACUUUCAGGAACCAAGUUGGAGGUGUUUGUGAAUGCCAAACUACCUGGGUGGAAUUGGUCUACCAAUUUUGAUGUUAUAACUAGGGGCCGUAUGGUUAUUUUAUGGAACUCAUCCUUUUUUGCUUGCAUUGUUUUGAGUAUGGGAGAACAACACAUCCAUUGAGAUGUUAAAUGCCUCACAUCACAGAAGGACUUCUGCUUCUCCUUUGUUUAUGGGCUGUACACCGUUCCUAAAAGGAGAGAACUCUGGGCUGAGCUUUCUUUAUUUGCAGGAAACAUGGUGAAACCUUGGGCUAUUUUGGAGGAUUUUAAUUGUGUUUUGGCAUCUAAUGAGAGAACCAACUGUAUGUGCCAGGGUGCCUACUAUAUGACUGAUUUGCUACACUUCAGAAGCUCAAAUUGCCUUGAAGAUGCACCUUCCAGAGGUAAUUUCUAUAGAUGGCACAAAGGGAGGAAACUUGCUAAACUUGAUAGAGUACUCAUCAACCAGGAUUGGAGUGACAUUGUCUUAGCUCCUAGCUGUCAUUUUUUCGACUUCAACUUUCUCUCUGACCACUGUCCUCUGCUCCUCCAGUGUGGUAGCCAAUCUGACAUUAGGAGCAAACCUUUUUGUUUCUUCAAAAUGUGGCUCAAGCAUGAUAGUUUUCAUGAUUUGGUACUCCGUUCAUGGGAACCUGGGAUCAUUGGCUCCAAGCAGUUCUACUUAUGCUCCAAACUCAAACGCUUGAAAUCACCAUUGAAAGCACUCAACAAACAUGCCUUUGGUCACAUUUCUAGAAGGGCCUUGGAGGCUAAAGAGGAUUAUGCAUUUGUGAUGAAGGAGUUGGUGGCAGACCCUAACAACCAAAACCUUCUUGAUGAGGCUGAAACCAAAAGGAAACGAGCCAAUUUCCUUCUUGAUGCAGAGAUGGAGUUCUACCAACAGAAAGCCAAGUGUGACUUUUUAAUGAAAUCUGACAGGUGCACUAGUUACUUUCAUUCCUUGGUCAAGAAGAAUAGGAAGAAGAAUAACGUGCCCUUUCUGACUAAAGAGGAUGGAACAAACACCACUUCCAAUGAACAAGUGGUUAAUUGUUUCCUUGAUUUCUACGCUAACCUGUUUGGGAAUGCCACCCAGGUAGAGCCCAUUUGUAGUGAUGUGCUCGAUGUUGGUACAACUGACCCUACCUCUGCUCAUAGUGCAUUGCUUGCUACGGUGACCCUUGAGGAGGUGAAGGAGGCUAUGUUUGACAUUGGGAAUGACAAGGCACCUAGUCCAGAUGGGUAUACUGCUGCAUUUUUUAAGAAUCAAUGGGCUACUACUGGACAAGAUGUUUAUGGUGCUGUUUUGGAAUUCUUUACUUCUGGGAAGCUUUUGAAACAUAUUAACCAUGCUAUGAUUGUUUUAUUACCCAAAUCUGCUCAUAACCCUACGAUAACAUGAAUGAUGAAUGAGGAACUAUCCUGGAAGGCAGCGAGGGCAAAGAAGAUGGAUGGAUGCUGGCUGGAGGAGUUACCUAG
Cuscuta campestris is the source of this 3023-nucleotide messenger RNA. The record is from the annotation of a GenBank genome assembly. NCBI's taxonomy places the organism in Eukaryota, Viridiplantae, Streptophyta, Magnoliopsida, Solanales, Convolvulaceae.